Messenger RNA from Choloepus didactylus (southern two-toed sloth), 2964 nucleotides. It is a transcript of the gene ZNF821, whose product is annotated as zinc finger protein 821. NCBI's taxonomy places the organism in Eukaryota, Metazoa, Chordata, Mammalia, Pilosa, Megalonychidae. Gene Ontology annotation, molecular function: RNA polymerase II cis-regulatory region sequence-specific DNA binding; DNA-binding transcription factor activity. Gene Ontology annotation, biological process: regulation of transcription by RNA polymerase II. The transcript has 7 exons. The record is from RefSeq and is a predicted model, not a curated record. The coding region runs from base 1091 to 2329 and encodes 412 amino acids.
UUGAGGCAGGAACUGAAAGCAAACUUUAGAAAGUAACUAAAUCCAUUGUCCUGUCUUUGGUAGGAAAGAGAAUCCAUCUCUUGUUAAUCUAUAAAUCUGUUUAUUCACUCUGUCUUUCAAAGAAAAUUUCAUAGCUUCUGCUACUAAUUCAUUCUAGACUGUAACAAUGCUGAUUGCUGGGAAAGUCUUUCUUGUAGCUAACCAGGAACCUCCAAGCUUAAGAAUCUGUCCCCUUCUAUAUCAGGAGGGCAGGUGCAUGUCUGCAUACUUCUAGUUUGGAGAACUUUUCUCUUUGUUCUUCCCGUCUGUCUUUGCUACAUAGAGGCUGCUUUAAAAAUAGGCUUUAAAGUCAUUACUUUUGUUUACUGCUCCAGAGUAUAGGAGCACAACCAGGGCACAAGUUGGGACAUGGGGUGCUGAAUUAAUAACAUGGGUGGCAUCUGGCUUUUCUGGUGAGAGCCCAUCUUCAGCCCUGGAAGUCUGGUUUGUUUUAGUGCCCUGUCAUCCAUUGUGCCCAGCACUGUGCCUCCAUCACUACUUAGAGACUGUUUUCUGGGCUGUUUUCAUUUAUUGAUGUCUAAGAGUUUAGAGAUGCUUCCUGUCUCAUGGGGAUGUGAUACCUUUGUCACCUCUAAGCAAGAUAACUUCUUGAAAAAGUGGAGGUUCCCAUUGGUGCACAUUGCAGUGCUUUAUUUCCAGUGGGCAUGUGAUAUGUGAGCUGCCACCCUCUUUUACUUCCUUUGACUUCCUUUUGCUAUUCAUGGGGGUUAUUCCUUUGAGCCUGCAGUACUUCUAACCCUGGUUGCCUGGGUUUUGCUUCUUUUUCCAUUGCAUGAUCUUGAUCAUGAUCACUGAUCACUUAAUAGUACUCUAAAUUCCACAGAUGGAUUUAGACUGGAAUUCGGUAAAUCCUCUGAAGGUGUCCCCUCAUUUACUUAUACUUCUUGCGAUCUCUACAUUGUGCUAGAGAUUUAUUCAUUUCUUUCAUUCGUUGGUUCAAUUUUUUAUAACUGGUCAGCACCUUGCAAGGAGGUAGUAACAUAUCCAGUUGUGAAACUGGGAAAGGCCAGAGUUUUCAGAUUCGGGAAACAUGUCCCGUCGGAAACAGACAAAUCCAAAUAAAGUUCACUGGGAUCAAGUAUUUGCUGGGCUAGAAGAGCAAGCCCGCCAGGCGAUGAUGAAAACUGAUUUUCCUGGAGACCUUGACAGUCAGCGACAAGCUAUCCAACAACUAAGAGAUCAGGACUCCAGUAGCAGUGACAGUGAGGGUGAUGAAGAGGAGACCACACAAGAUGAAGUCUCUUCCCACACAUCAGAGGAAGAUGGAGGAAUGCUCAAAGUGGAAAAAGAGUUAGAAAAUGCAGAGCAGCCUGUUGGUGGGAACGAAGUGGUAGAGCAUGAGGUCACGGAGAAUUUGAGUUCCGACCCCUUGCUUGAAAUCUGCCAGUGUCCCCUCUGCCAGCUAGACUGUGGGAGUCGGGAGCAGCUGAUUGCUCACGUGUACCAGCACACUGCAGCAGUGGUGAGCGCCAAGAGCUACAUGUGUCCUGUCUGUGGCCGGGCCCUUAGCUCCCCAGGGUCACUGGGUCGCCACCUCCUAAUCCAUUCUGAGGACCAGAGGUCUAACUGUGCUGUGUGUGGAGCCCGUUUCACCAGCCAUGCCACUUUUAACAGUGAGAAACUUCCUGAAGUACUUAAUAUGGAAUCCCUACCCCCAGCCCACAAUGAGGGCCCCUCCAGCGCUGAGGGGAAAGACGUUGCCUUUAAUCCUCCAGUGUACCCUGCCGGAAUUCUGCUAGUGUGCAACAACUGUGCUGCCUACCGUAAGCUUCUGGAAGCCCAGACCCCCAGUGUACGCAAGUGGGCCCUACGUCGACAGAACGAGCCUUUGGAAGUACGGCUGCAGCGGCUGGAACGAGAGCGCACGGCCAAGAAGAGCCGGCGGGACAAUGAGACCCCCGAGGAGCGGGAGGUGAGGCGCAUGAGGGACCGCGAAGCCAAGCGCCUGCAGCGCAUGCAGGAGACAGAUGAGCAGCGGGCACGGCGGCUGCAGCGGGAUCGGGAAGCCAUGAGGCUGAAGCGGGCCAAUGAAACCCCGGAGAAGCGGCAGGCCCGGCUCAUUCGGGAGCGGGAGGCCAAGCGGCUCAAGAGGCGGCUGGAGAAAAUGGACAUGAUGUUGCGAGCUCAGUUUGGCCAGGACCCUUCUGCCAUGGCAGCCUUAGCAGCUGAGAUGAACUUUUUCCAGCUGCCUGUGAGUGGAGUGGAGUUGGACAGCCAGCUCCUGGGCAAGAUGGCCUUUGAAGAGCAGAACAGCAGCUCCCUGCAUUGAACCACACCCUCCUGUCUGCUUACCCACCCACUCACCCACCCAGGCCCCCAGGGACCAGUGCUGCAGCCACCCAGAAGGCCCUGUCCUUACUGCCUGAGGCAGAUCUGGGUUUGUUGCAGGUGGACCUGUGCCCCCCUUGCAUGUGGGAGCAAGAUGAUGGAGUCAGAGGGGAGCUGGCUCAAGGUGGCUCUGGAAAAGGGAGCAGGUACUCCAGUGAGCUGGAUUUCUCAGCCCACUGCUGCAGGGAAUGCUUACCGCACUGUGGGGCCCUGGUAUGGCUGCAAAGUUGUGAGGGCAAAUAAAUUAAUUUUAUCUUCACUGGACCUUUCCUGCUUUUCUCCCAGUUUCAUUCCAGCAAAUGAAAUGAUCUCAGCAAGAGCAAGGUGGAAGUUUUUAGAAUUCCAGUUGCUUUUCCUUUUCUGUGGGAGGAUAUUCCUCAACUUGGGCUGUCCAAGCGGAGAUCCCUUAUUUGGGCCUUUACAAGUUGACAAAUAAUUAUGACAUUCAAGAAUCAAAGCUGACUUUGUGAGGGUUCAUUCCUACAACUAUAACAAAGGUGUCUACUGUCCCAAGGGCUAUUUAAAUCGAGUUUAGCUUUUCCAAACUCAGAAGUAGUCGUUUUUCCUCAUAAGUGG